AUGGAUAACAACAAUUCAAGGCUUUCCGGGGACCAACAGAGACAACUGUAUCAAUCCCAAAGAACCCUCUCUGAGAUGCCAUCAUCGUCGCUUGGCUCCACGGCAAAUGAGGUUGAUUGGCAAGAGGAGCUUUACCAAAAGAUCAGAACUAUGAAAGACAAGUACUUACCAGAUCUUUGCGUAAUCUCCCAGAGAAUUGCAGCCAAGUUUCAGCAACAAAAUUCUCUUCCGCAGCAACAAAGAUCAGAGCAGUUUGAGAAAUUGAAACAAUUCAAGACGAUGGUGGAGCGAAUGAUACAAUUCCUAUCGGUUUCAAAGAGCAAUCUCGUUCCUGCAUUUAAGGAUAGGGUGACUUUUUAUGAGACGCAGAUUAUAAGAUUCGUAAAUAUGCACAGGACGAUGAAGCCAGUACAGAAAGAGCAGCUUCCGCAAUCUCAGAUGCAGCAGCCUAUGCAGCAACAAUCAUCUCAGAACGGUAAUCUUGCCAUAGACAAAGUUGUCUGGAGAACUCUACAUCCACCAGCAUCACGCCAGAAAAAUGUUAACAAUCUAUUGGAAACACUGAAGAAACAAGUUCCCUAUUCUGGACAAGACGGAAUCGAAGAGCUCACGAGAAUUGCUGUCAGCUUCGAGGAGUUAAUUUUCAACACCGCGAAAAAUCAGUUGGACUACUAUUGCAAAAUAUCCUUGAAGAUACAGAGUAUGGAAUAGGGAAGCUAAGCCAAAUAAGGAGGAAGGCAAAUGCAUGUCCAUAUUGGUAUGUAAAGAAGAAGCCUGCAAAUGUUUAAAGGAAGGCACGGAGAUGUCAAAAAAAAAAAGGAAGGCAUGGAUAAAGUGAUUUCUCGUUUCUUCUAAAUCUUUCUUUUUUGGUGGAAACAAAAACUAAUAGAAAGUUAUCACUUAUAAAUAGGUUUAUGUUAACUCUAAUAUUCAAUUUUUUUCGUUCUUAUAAUUGGUUGAUACGAGCUAUUACAGUCUGCAGCUACUCUGAAAAAGUCAAAACGAC
This is a messenger RNA of Eruca vesicaria subsp. sativa (arugula), 1006 nucleotides long. NCBI's taxonomy places the organism in Eukaryota, Viridiplantae, Streptophyta, Magnoliopsida, Brassicales, Brassicaceae. The record is from the annotation of a GenBank genome assembly.